UCUCAUGGUUCCUAGUUGGAUUCAUUUUCCGCUGCACCAUGGCGGGAACUCCUGUUUGGUCCUUUUUUAAGGACUUUUUCCCAAGUGUCUCCUGUGCGGGCCCCCAACUUCCUGGGAAGUGUGGGGAGAGGCAAGGAGCUAUAAUUGCUGGUCCCCCGCCACAGGUGACCAAGUAUUUAAGACUCUGGCCUCGGUGGAGCCCAGUGACAGGCAAGCUGGAGGUGGCCUCUUGGAGUUCCUCACUGUGGCCUCCAGAGAAGCUGGGAGGAUGAGAUGGCGCUGGGGUCCCCGCCGAGAGGGCCAUGGGCAGGGGGCUUCGGGGUGGCCCUCUGGGACCCCUGGGAGGUGAGAGUGAGAGAAGGCAGGAGAAAGCGCCUGGCAGGAGGGGACGCCCUGCAGGCAUGGGGACGCCCGAGGCCACCUGCGAGGUGUAACCGGACCCCUCUGAGUUGCCGGACUCAGACACGGGGCGUCUGCGGUCCUAACCCCGGCCUGAUCCUCCACCUCCCAGGGCCCCGUCCCAGCCCCUUUACAUAAGGCUCUGCAGGCUGAGCCUCCGGUCAGGUCCGUGGCCAUGGCCUUCACAGACCUGCUGGACGCCCUGGGUGGCGUGGGUCGCUUCCAGCUGGUCUACACUGCCCUGCUGCUGCUGCCCUGCUGCCUGCUGGCCUGCCACAACUUCCUGCAAAACUUCACGGCCGCCGUGCCCCGCCACCACUGCCAAAGUCCCGCCAACCACACGGUGGCCACCGACAAUGACUCAGGGGCCUGGCUGAGGGCCACGGUACCCCUGGACCGGCUUGGGGCCCCCGAGCCGUGCCGGCGCUUCACAAAGCCUCAGUGGGCACUUCUGAGCCCCAACGCCUCUGUCCACGGGGCGGCCACGGAGGGCUGCCACGACGGCUGGGUCUACGACCGCAGCGUUUUCCCAUCCACCAUUGUGACGGAGUGGGAUCUGGUGUGCGAGGCCCGCACCCUCCGCGACCUGGCUCAGUCCAUCUACAUGACCGGGGUGCUGGUGGGCGCUGCUGUGUUUGGCAGCCUUGCGGACAGGCUGGGCCGCAAGGCCCCCCUGGUCUGGUCCUACCUGCAGCUGGCAGUUUCGGGGGCGGCCACGGCGUACUUCGGCUCCUUCGGUGCCUACUGCGUCUUCCGGUUCCUGAUGGGCAUGACCUUCUCAGGCAUCAUCCUAAACUCCCUCUCUCUGGUCGUGGAGUGGAUGCCCACGCGGGGCCGGACCGUGGCGGGGGUCUUGCUGGGGUACGCCUUCACCUUGGGUCAGCUCAUCCUGGCCGGAGUGGCGUACCUGAUCCGCCCCUGGCGGUGGCUGCAGUUUGCUGUCUCUGCUCCUUUCCUCAUCUUUUUCCUCUACUCUUGGUGGCUACCAGAGUCAUCCCGGUGGCUCCUCCUUCACGGGAAGUCCCAGCUGGCUCUGCAGAACCUGCGGAAGGUGGCUGCAAUGAAUGGGAGACAGGAGGAAGGAGAAAGGCUGACCGAGGAGGUGGUGAGCGCCUACAUCCAGAGUGAGUUUGCCAGUGUUCGCACCUCCAGCUCGGUCUUGGACCUCUUCCGAACCCCGGCCAUCCGUAAGGUCACAUGCUGUCUCAUGGUGGUGUGGUUCUCCAACUCCCUGGCUUACUACGGGCUGGCCAUGGACCUGCAGAAAUUUGGGCUCAGCGUGUACCUGGUGCAGGUCCUGUUCGGGAUGAUAGACGUCCCGGCCAUGCUGGUGGCCACCACCACCAUGAUUCACGUGGGCCGCCGGGCCACCGUGGCCUCCUUCCUCAUCCUGGCCGGGCUUAUGGUGAUCGGGAACAUGUUUGUCCCAGAAGAUAUGCAGAUGCUGAGAACGGCCCAGGCGGCACUGGGCAAAGGCUGCCUGGCCAGCUCCUUCAUCUGCGUGUACCUGUUCACAGGAGAGCUGUACCCCACGGAGAUCAGGCAGAUGGGGAUGGGCUUCGCCUCAGUCAAUGCCCGACUCGGGGGCCUGGCGGCGCCCCUGGUUACCAUGCUGGGGGAGUUCAGUGCUGUCCUGCCACCCAUGGGCUUUGGGGCCACCUCGAUCCUGGCCGGGCUGGCCGUCUGCUUUCUGGCUGAGACGCGCAACCUGCCCCUGCUGGAGACCAUCGAGGCGAUGGAGAGGAGAGUCAAAGGGGGCCUUUCCGGGAAAGAUGCAGAAGAGAAGGGUGAAGAAAUUUCUCUUCAGCAGCUGGGGGUUUCUCCCCUCAGAGAAACCAUCUAAGCUGCCAACAGCCUGGCACUUGCCCGCACCACCUCUCCCGGUGUCCAGCUUCUCCUGACGCUGACGGGGGCAGGACGGGGCGAGGACUGCCGUGGCUCUGCAAACCCGGGAGAGGGAGCCGCCCACACCAGGGCUGGGGCUGCUGGAGAGGACCGGCCAGCGGCAGCCAGCGGGCUUUACGGCGCCCGGGGACCGAAGGAAGCGCUGUCUUCUUUUCCCAUCCCCGAAUCUCCUCCUUCACACCUCUCUGUUCAUUCCUGUCCACGUGAAGAUGCUGUGUCUGUGCAGGGUUAGUGUGCCACUUCCACCCCCUGGUUGUCCCUGGAACAGCCCCCGCCUGCUUGGCUCCAGGAACGUCCAGAACUCAUUGUGCUCAUGCGAUUGAUAUUAACUCCUUCCUGCCUCAUGUGAUUAAAGCUCUUCCUGGUGUGUAACUUACAUCCUCCACGGACACAUGUCUCCAGGGCAGUGGGCCUCUCGGGUGGUACAUGCUCAAUAGGCA
Molecule: messenger RNA, 2744 nt
Organism: Sus scrofa (pig)
Lineage: Eukaryota; Metazoa; Chordata; Mammalia; Artiodactyla; Suidae
Product: solute carrier family 22 member 20
Biological process (GO): transmembrane transport
Cellular component (GO): membrane
Molecular function (GO): transmembrane transporter activity
Source: RefSeq, a predicted model, not a curated record